UGCUGAUUGGCUGACUGAAGGAGGAAGAGGAUGUCGGGACAGCAAAGAUGUCCGCGCUCAUUUGAAAACUUGCUGUGGCCAAAUCCACAAAUUGGCACCUUAUACUAGUUGUUUUAAUGUUGGCACUUGAGACGACGUUGUGCUCUAGUAAGACCCACACAAAGGAAAGAAACGGACUCCGCGACAAGAGCCAGACUAUUCCUUAUUAUCAGAAAUAAUGCUGAUAUCUGGAACUCAUGUCGGAAGUCGUGUAUGAAGAGACAGCCACGAUGAUUGCCGCAGGGGAAUUGCAGUCGUUUGUCCCAUUUGGCCGCGAGCACUGCAGGAACCAUCCAAACGCCUUCAACCUGCAGCUCAGAGAGCUCCAGCCUGCCUCCGAGCUCUGGUCUUCAGAUGGUGCUGCAGGCCUUGUGGGUUCCCUGCAGGAAGUCAGUCUGCAGGAGAGAGAGAGGGAAUGCUGGCAACUUAGGAAGGGCUGCAUCAGAGUCAGGGAGGAGGAUGUGGAAUUUGAGGAGGAACUCUACGCUGCAGGAACUGUGGUCAUCUGGAGCCAAGGCAGCCGGACUCAAGCAUCCAACGUGUACAAGGCUUUCACCGUCGAUAGCCCAGUGCAGCAGGCCUUAUGGUGUAACUUUGCUGUUCCUCAGAACAAGAAGGACGAGGAUGAAGUGGAGCAGACGGUGUGUAUUGUCCAGAGCAGCUGCAUCAAUGUUCAUACUGUGACCGGGAAGGAUUUCAUCUCACCCCUACCCUUCCAGGUCUCAGAUGUCUGGGCUACAAAGUUUGGACUUUUGUUGGAACGAAAAAACACGGCAACUGAUGCACAGAUCAGCCCCCCUGGGGAACCCUUGCCUACAGUCUUCAGCAUGUUGCAUCCUCUUGAUGAGAUCGCACCAGUCGUCUGUAAACCUACAGGUCUGUUUGAAGGCUCCCGUGUUCAGUAUGCAUCUGACCCCAACAUGAAGAUUGUGUUCAGCUGCUGUCAGCCCUCUUUGGUUGUUUCUUAUGACACUGUACAGGGAAUACACUCUGUCUGGGCUCUGCGCAAGGUCACACAUGAUGAGCGCUCUACAGUCCUGCGUUGUCCAUCAGAGCCUGUUGGGACUCCAUUGGGCCUGAUGGCGUCAGGUGUCCUGACCUCUCACCUCCGCAAUAUCUCUCGCUUGGACUCCCCAGGUGGGAGUGGGACAGGGACAAGUUGUGCUGUUGGUACCGGCUCCCCUCUCCAUUACAGCGCUCUACACAACCACCCAAACAGGAUCAUGACGUCUUCACCAGGAUUACAUUCCCGUGUUCAUUCUCCCAGUAUUUCCAAUAUGGCUGCCCUUAGCCGUGCUCACUCUCCAGGCAUGGCAGCUCCGUCCUUUUCAGGUGCAGCUCGAUUCAACACGUCUUUCCACAGCCCCUCCCCCAGGGGGCACCAUGGCCUGUUGCUCUCUCCCAACAGCACAGUCAACGAGACGACUCUGGUGCCCGAGAUGGAGCCCAUCAUACCUGACCUCUGCAUGGAACAGCUGUGGAGUGAGACCGUCACAGCUGGCUGUCAAAGGGAGAUGAGCAGCCAGGCGUCCAAAGUAUUCCUGACCUCUGACCUCUGUGAGAACCGUUACCUCUGUUUCCUGGUCGAGUCCCACCAACAGCUCAGAUGUGUGAAGUUUAUGGAGAGCAACGAUACAUCUCAGCUCAUCUUUGCCUUUACCACACCCAUCCCAGCCAAAGAUGCAGAGCCUCUGCCGAGUAUUGAUGCCAUGCUGGUUCUGGAGGCCUGUGGCAGUCUGGUGCUCUACACAGGAAUCACCAGGGUCAGUAAGGUGUUUGUCCCUGGUCUCCUGUCACCUACCUUCAGCCUGACCAACCACAUCUCUCACGUCAGCACGCCGAUGGAGAAUGUUAGCACGCCGGCUAACGCUGGAAGUAGGCACCUCCAAAGACUGGAUGAGGCUAUUAUGCCCUCACCAGUGACAGGGCUGAGAGGUACAAACAUUAAACACCAUGAAGCUUCUUUUUUGGAAGAUUGUAGUUCACAACAAGCCACACCCUACAUCCAUGCCCUGCGGGACCCUGUUUGCAACAAGGUUACAUUGGAGCUGAGCAGUGGGCCGAUGCUGAGGAUCUCAAUCCCAGAGAUCGCAACCUCAGAGCUUGUAAGGAAAUGUCUCCAGGCUGUUCGUUUCAUCCUACCCAAGGAAGCUGCAAUGAAGGUGUUAGUGAAGUGGUACAACAUUUACAACGCGCCAGGGGGCCCCAGUGCACACACAGAGUGGAACCUGUUUGUCACAUGUUUCAUGACACUGAUGGGCUACAACACUGAACGCCUGACCUGGAAACAAAACCUGCAUUUUGAAGUGCCUCUUUCUCCAGUGAUUGCAGCCAAGAAGGCUCGCCCAUCUGAUGGAGGCUCUGAUGAGGAUUGGGAAUAUUUGCUGGGGUCUCAUUACCACCGUCAGAUGAAUUCCCAGCCUGUCUGCAGACCAGGGGACUCCAGUGGCUCCAACAACUCUCUCAGUCCAGAGACUGAUGGCAUGUCCUCUGCGUCCUCUCCCUCCAGUCCAUCUCUGAGGCUGGACAGUUCAGCCCCUCUCUUCCCUCACAUCCCUGCUCUUUUCUACGUCCUCCAUCUGCUCUAUCAGGAGCUGCAGCUGGACGAGCUGCAGAGAGCAAGAGCCUCUUCACUGGUUUGUCUGCUGCAACAGCUAGCCAGAGACCUCCAGCUGGAAGAAUAUGUCGAUCUGUACUGGAGGGACUACCCUUCACUGAUUAGUGGCUUCAAUGAGAGCUGCCUCAUAGACCAGGGUCAGUUCAGUCAGAUGCAGCGUCCGUCCUACCUAAGGCCAGAUCCUCCAUGUGUGCUCAGCUGGCUCAGUAGCUGUCUGAGAGGGGAGGUGGUUCCACCUUUCCCCUACUUGCCUGGCAUCUGUCAGAGGACCAGGCUGCUGAUAUUGAGUUAUGCUCUCUAUAUUCUUCGAGAUGAAAAUGCGACGUCGACAGAUGUAUCAAAGUACCUGACCAAGCUCUCUACAGGCCAGAGGUCCUGCGCCAGUGAACCGCACUAUAGAAGACAGAGCAGUGUGAAGGCAAAAUUCUCCAGUAAGAGUCUUGCUGAGCAUCUGGUUGCCUGGCUCACCUCUGAAGGUUUCACACUGAAGGACCUGGAGUCUGUCCCCUUUGGCAUGGCUUUGCCCAUCAGAGAAGCCAUCUACAGCUGCAGGGAGCAGCCAUGCUCAGAUUGGACAGAGGAGGUCUGUCUAUUGAUUGGACGGCAAGAUCUGACAAAACAAGCUCACAAGAUGACACUGGCUAAGAGCAAAGCUUCAGUAGGUACAGGGCUGUCCUUGGAACCUCCUGCGACCACAGAAGCAGAUGAGGAGGAAGAUGGGAUGUCAGACAUAAUCCAAGAGGUCACAGGACUGAUAUGGAGUCAAGAUCUGAGGGUCCAGGAGGUCAGAAGGCUCCUGCAGAGCUCCAGGCCAGUCCGGGUCAGCGUUGUCCAGUUACCAGAAGUUUCUGAUCACGAGUACAUUGAGGAGAAAGAAAACAAACUCCUGCAGUUGUGUCAGAGGACCAUGGCUCUUCCUGUUGGCAGAGGUCUCUUCACUCUUUUCUCUUAUCACCCAGUACCGACUGAACCUUUGCCUGUCCCGAAGCUCAACCUGACAGGCCGUGCCCCUCCUAGAAACACGAUGGUAGACCUGAACAGUGGGAACAUCGAUGUUCCUCCCAACAUGACGAGCUGGCCCAGCUUCCAUAAUGGAGUAGCUGCUGGACUCAAAAUAGCACCUGCUUCACAGGUGGACUCGGCGUGGAUAGCCUACAACAAGCCAAAGAACCCUGAGCUAGCUAACGAGUAUGCAGGCUUCCUUAUGGCUCUGGGCCUAAAUGGACACCUCACAAAGCUGGCCACGCUCAACAUACAUGACUAUCUUACUAAGGGGCACGAGAUGACGAGCAUCGGGCUCCUUCUAGGUGUGUCCUCAGCCAAACUGGGCACUAUGGACAUGUCUAUUACCCGCCUGCUGAGUAUACACAUCCCUGCUCUCCUGCCCCCCACCUCCACUGAGCUGGACGUACCACACAAUGUCCAGGUUGCUGCUGUAAUUGGCAUUGGGCUGGUGUACCAGGGAACAGGACACAGACACAACGCUGAAGUCUUGCUGUCUGAGAUAGGUCGACCACCUGGUCCAGAGAUGGAGUAUUGUACAGACAGAGAGUCAUAUUCCCUGGCUGCUGGACUCGCCCUGGGCAUGGUCUGUCUGGGGCAUGGCAGUAACCUGAUUGGGAUGACAGACCUGAAUGUCCCAGAGCAGUUGUAUCAGUAUAUGGUGGGUGGUCACCGCAGAGCACAGGCAGGGGCCAGCAGAGAGAGACACAAGUCCCCAAGCUACCAAAUCAAGGAGGGUGACACUAUAAAUGUAGAUGUGACUUGUCCAGGGGCCACACUGGCCCUUGCCAUGAUCUACCUGAAGACCAACAACAGGUCGAUUGCUGAUUGGCUGAAACCUCCAGACACUUGGUUCUUGUUGGAUUUCAUCAAGCCUGAGUUUCUGCUGCUGAGGACUCUUGCUCGGUGUAUUAUAAUGUGGGAUGAAAUCCUUCCAAAUACUGAGUGGGUGAAGAGUAACAUACCCCAGAUCAUGAGAGGGGCUUUUGACCCCUCAGAAGACUUCAACAUGGAGACAAUGUCUCAAGCCCAGGACUACAUCACUGCUGGCGCCUGUAUGGCAUUGGGCCUCCGUUUUGCUGGCUCUGCUAACUCUGAUGCUUUCGACUGCCUCUAUGAGUUUGCCAGGACCUUCAUGCAGAUCCUGUCCUUCAGUGGUACAACUGCUGUUCAGACAGGUUAUUACAAUCUGCAGACUGGUCUGUCAAUGAUUCUGCUGGCUAUGUCCAUGGUGAUGUCCGGCACCGGGAACCUUAAAGUCCUACAGCUCUGUCGAUUCUUCCACAAACGAACAGGCGGUGAGAUGAACUACGGCUUCCACAUGGCUCAUCAUAUGGCACUGGGCCUUCUCUUCCUUGGAGGGGGCAGAUACACCCUGAGCACGUCCAAUUCAGCCAUCGCUGCAUUGCUGUGUGCUCUGUACCCCCACUUUCCUGCUCACAGCACUGACAACCGAUAUCACCUGCAGGCUUUGCGGCACCUUGCUGUCCUGGCUGCAGAGCCUCGCCUGCUGGUUCCUGUAGACGUGGACUCCCUGAAGCCUUGCUACGCCCUCUUAGAGGUCACAUACAAGGAAACCAAAUGGUAUGAGGAGACGACAGUAGAGCUGAUGGCGCCCACCAUGCUUCCUGAGCUGCACCUCCUCAAACGGGUGAAGGUGAAGGGGCCACGGUACUGGGAACUUUCUGUGGACCUCAGCAAAGAAACACAGCACCUACAGUCCAUCCUAUCCAGAGAUGGGGUGUUGUACGUAAAACUCCGAGCCGGUCAGCUGCCCUAUAAAGACGACCCUCAAGGCUGGAAAAGCCUCCUGGCCUCCACCGUCAACCAUCGUAGUUCCGGAGUUAGAGCUUUCAAGCCUGAAGCGAUCUCUACGUUCACCUCAGAGCCUGCUUUGGUCUCUUUUGCAGAGUUCUUCUGUAAAACAUCAGAUGGAAUGAAACAUAGAGAGGACACGUUGGCCUUGUUCUCAGCCAUGCUGUAUGAGUGUGUGACACAGGAAUGUCCAGAGAUGUUGCCCACUUACAUUGCUAUUGAGCAGACGGUGGAUGCUCUGCGUCAGAGGAACCUGCAGCAGACCUUCCCUCUGUGGCAGAUGCGUCUGGUGGUGGAGCUGUGGGACAGGAGGGUGCUUCUGGGUCCCGCAAACCGUCAUGACGCCCUGCUCACCUCUGAGUUUCUUCCUGUCAUGAAGAACAUGGUUGAUGUGGCACUGGACAGCUGGCUGAGAGACAACAGCUCAGUGGUGAGAUCCUACAUGAGGGAAAAGGCCCUUCCUAAGGACACCCAGUCAAUCAUGUUGGCCUGCUUUCUGGUGUAUCGCUCCAUCCCCUGCCUGAGGAACACAGACACACAGUUGGAGGGCUGCAGCUCCCUCGGAGAUUUGUUGGCACGCAGCAGCCAGUUGGGCAUCCCACUGAGGGACCUGCUAAGACUGGCACCCGUCCUGUUGGGCCCCGGCGUACACACUCUACAGGGCUUUCCUACGCGGACAUUUUGAUACCGAUGCUCAGUGUUAGUCAACUGGCAAGUAACUUCUCAGACAUCCAGUUUUAACCCUACGUCCCCCCUGCAAGCACAGGUAGGACAACAGCUGAGAGGAACUGUUGUGAGGUUACAGACUUCUCUUCCCUCUCAGCCAGCAGAAAAUGGGAUGAGUCCUUUUGUAACAUAAUAUUUCUAUGUAGUUUUUUUAUACAAUGAAGAAAGUUUGGCUGCAGUAGUGUUUGCAGUGUGUGUGCCAUAUUUGUGGUGCAACAAAUCCAAUAAUGUGGACUGUUUUGAUGGAAACCACUUUUCCCAACUUCACUGUUGAACGAAGACACCAAGGACUGGUUGGUUCAGAAAGAAAUAUUUUCAGCAGUAGUUGUUCCAGAGUCUAUGCUGCCUGUGAGAGUUCAGGCUGCUGUACAGAUGAGAAGAAAAAGACAAUAAACCAUAAAGAUACAUACACA
Molecule: messenger RNA, 6612 nt
Organism: Notolabrus celidotus (New Zealand spotty)
Lineage: Eukaryota; Metazoa; Chordata; Actinopteri; Labriformes; Labridae
Gene: anapc1
Product: anaphase promoting complex subunit 1
Exons: 53
Coding region: 237-6158 (1973 amino acids)
Biological process (GO): metaphase/anaphase transition of mitotic cell cycle; anaphase-promoting complex-dependent catabolic process; protein K11-linked ubiquitination
Cellular component (GO): anaphase-promoting complex
Molecular function (GO): molecular adaptor activity
Source: RefSeq, a predicted model, not a curated record